Paramacrobiotus metropolitanus is the source of this 2366-nucleotide messenger RNA. Its product is annotated as histidine ammonia-lyase-like. Gene Ontology annotation, cellular component: cytoplasm. Bases 161 to 2146 code for a protein of 661 amino acids. The record is from RefSeq and is a predicted model, not a curated record. Gene Ontology annotation, molecular function: histidine ammonia-lyase activity. NCBI's taxonomy places the organism in Eukaryota, Metazoa, Tardigrada, Eutardigrada, Parachela, Macrobiotidae. Gene Ontology annotation, biological process: L-histidine catabolic process. The transcript is spliced from 16 exons.
UGUAAUACAUUCGCAAUUUUAUGUUCCCAAGAAAUUUCGUUGAAAUACUUGGCAUACAGUGGCAUGCCCCAGCAAGCCUCUCAGUUUUCUUAGGCUUGCUUUCCUCUUACUGUAUAAUAACUUAACAAAUAAAUAUUAACUAAUUGCUCCGACUGCCAUCAUGAAGAUUUUUGCCCGGGUAGGAUCCGAAUCUUUCACCGUGCCUUGCGCCGGCAAUGAGUCCAUUCGGUGGUUGAUCGAGGAGACGUUGAAACGAGCGACCAAAAAAUUGCCGGGAAGCCUGGACAUUGUUAAUGUACGGAAAGUUCGUGGAGGAGCUAUGCUGGAUGAAAACGAUCAAAUUAACACUAUUCUUCACGAUGAAGAGCACGUUGUAAUGGCAUUGAAGUCGGAUGCGGUAAAUGGAAAUGGGAUCAAUGGUCACAACGGGCAUGUAUACAAUGAAAUGUCCAAUGGUCUUCCUGUGGAAACGUGCAAAACGGUGGAACCGCAUGAAUUUUUACUUUUGGACGGCAACAGUUUAUCCUGUGAAGAUCUUUUUGCCAUUGGUCGGAGAAAAUACAAAAUACAUAUGACAAAAGAAGCACAAGAGAAAGUGCUAGCCUCGAGAAACCUACUCGAGGAAAUUAUCCGAGAAAAUCGAGUGGUGUACGGCGUGAAUACCGGCUUUGGAAAAUUUGCUCGUACCAUUAUUUCCAAAGAUGACUUGGAUCAGCUUCAGUUAAACCUGAUUCGAUCACAUGCAGCGGGUGUUGGAGAUUGCCUGCCACUUCAUCGAAUUCGUAUGAUGUUGGCACUACGCAUAAACGUACUUGCCAAAGGUUACAGCGGCAUAUCACUCCAAAAUCUUAACAAGAUGAUUGAUAUUUUUAAUGCUUCCUGCUUGUCCUUCGUACCGGAACAGGGCACUGUCGGAGCAAGUGGAGAUCUCGCUCCCUUGUCACAUUUGGCUUUAGGGAUGAUUGGAGAGGGUAAAAUGUGGAGCCCGGAAACUGGAUGGGCGGAUGCCAAAUCCGUUUUGGAAUUCCAUAAAUUACCACCCAUUGUUCUGGGCCCCAAAGAAGGAAUUGCCCUUAUUAACGGCACUCAGUUAAUUGCUGCAUUGGGAGCAGAAGCAAUCGAACGCGCAGAGAAUGCCGCACUGCAAGCGGAUGUUAUAGCCGCAUUGAGUCUUGAUGUUCUGAAAGGAACAACCAAAGCCUACGAUUCCGCUAUUCACUACGCUCGCCCCCACAAAGGUCAGAUUGCUGUGGCGCAGAGGUUCCGUGCCCUUUUACACUCCUCUACACAUCCGUCGGAAAUCGCUGGUAGUCAUCGGUUUUGUGCGCGCGUCCAGGAUGCGUACACGCUGCGCUGUUGCCCACAGGUGCACGGUGUUGUGCAUGACACGAUCGAAUUCGUCAAGGGAAUUCUCACUACAGAACUCAACAGCGCCACAGAUAAUCCGAUGGUCUUCGCCGAAAAAGGGGAAACCAUGUCGGGCGGAAAUUUUCACGGUGAAUAUCCGGCGAAAGCGCUGGAUUAUCUGGCCAUUGGAAUCCACGAAGUUGCCAGCAUGAGUGAACGCCGCAUUGAGCGCCUGUGCAAUCCCAGUUUGAGCGAACUUCCGGCUUUUUUGACGGCCAACGGUGGACUGAACAAUGGUUUCAUGCUGGCUCAUUGCUCAGCGGCGGCUUUAGUAUCCGAGAAUAAAGUCCUGUGUCAUCCCUCAUCCAUCGACAGUCUGUCGACGUCAGCGGCAACGGAAGACCACGUUAGUAUGGGUGGGUGGUCAGCGCGGAAGGCACUGAAAGUGAUUGAGAAUGUUGAACGAGUGCUGGCCAUUGAAUUAUUAGCGGCAUGUCAGGCCAUUGAAUUUCUACGCCCUCUGAAGACAACAGCACCGCUGGAGGAUAUUCACCAGCUGGUGCGCACUGUUGUCGGACCAUGGGAUAAGGAUCGCUAUAUGGCGCCGGAUAUUGAGGCGGCCACGGCGCUAAUUGUGCAGAACAAGCUAUGGUCCAUUGCGAAGCCCCAUAUUGACCACUACUUUGCCCAAGAAAACACUGACCGUCGAUUCACCUGUGAUUCUCCGACCAGCAGCCAGAUUCUCAUCAGUGAACGGGACGUGGCCAAACGCCGCAAAGUCUCCAUGGUCCCGCAUUAAUCAUUGUUUGUGGCUAACAAUUAUACCAUUAUUUUGCCAGUGUUAUAAAAAAUGCUCCGAAAAUGAAUCAUUGUCUUUCUUCGUUUGCUCAUUUUACCACUGUACUGAAUUAUCAUUUUUUUAAUGCAAUUCAUAAUACAUUUUUUAAGGGCAUAUGCGAAACCAAGGUUUGAUUGACACAUUGUUUAUAUAUAAGCGUGAUUAAAGCCAUACUGAACCA